AUGGUUCGGCACAAAAAAGACUUCAACGCCAGAGGCAAGAAAUUCGGCGGCCGCGGCGGCGGCGCUCCUCGCCAACCCCGCCAUCACAACGACGACGAUGCCUCCUCCUCCUCCCCCUCGUCAUCGCGCCCUGCCUUCAAGGCCGCCUGCUGGGACCUCGGCCACUGCGACCCCAAGCGCUGCUCCGGCAAGAAGCUCAUGAAGCUGGGCAUGAUGCGCGAGCUGCACAUGGGCCAGCGCCACGGCGGCGUCAUCAUCACGCCCAACGGCAAGAAGGUCAUCUCGCCCGCCGACCGGGACCUCAUGGACCAGUUCGGCGCCGCCGUCGUCGAGUGCUCGUGGGCGCGCACAAAGGAGGUCCAGUGGAACAAGGUGGGCGGCAAGUGCGAGCGCCUGCUGCCGUACCUGGUGGCCGCCAACACGGUCAACUACGGCAAGCCGUGGAGGCUCAACUGCGUCGAGGCGCUGGCCGCUGCGUUUUACAUCUGCGGGCACCCGGACUGGGCGGAGCAGAUUCUCGCGCCCUUCUCGUACGGGCCGUCGUUCUUGGAGAUCAACUCGAGCUUGUUGAAGAGGUAUGCGGCCUGUGAGGACGAGGCGGGCGUCAAGAGGACCGAGGAGGAGUGGAUGGAGAGGCUGGAGCAGGAGUAUGCCGAGAGCAGAGAGGAGGGCCAGGACGACAUGUGGACGAGCGGAAACACAAACAGACGAGCGCCGGUGGAUUCGGAUGAAGAUGAGGGUGGUGGCGAAGACGGGUCAGACGAAGAUGAAGACUCGCAGGAGGAGGGAAGCAUAGAUGGCAUAUACUUGGGCAAACGGCCACCCAAGAAAGCAGACGACGAAGAAGACGAAGAAGGAGAAGAAGAAGAAGACGAGGACAAGGACCCCUUCGCUCUCUCAGAUGACUCAGACGACGACGACGCAAUGGCUGAGAUCCGGCGCAAAGUUCUCGCCUCAAAGACCUUUACCAACCCGAACCCCGACAGCGCAGAAGAAAAGCAGAAGCCCUCGACGAUACCGCGGCCGCAGCAGCGGUUCAAAGCCGACCUAGACAUUGAGCCGGAUUCAGACAAUGAUGCUGGGGGUGGGAGUAAUGGCGACGACGACGACGACGAUGAGUUUGACAACAUCAUUGCCGCAACGCCGGUUACGGAUCGGAUUGGGCUGGAAAAGUUGAAAAAGGAGAGGGCGAGGGCGGCGAUUACCACGAGGACGUUUUCGUCAAAUGUUGUCUCUGCGCCGAGUAGAUGGUAG
Trichoderma reesei QM6a is the source of this 1254-nucleotide messenger RNA. RefSeq lists its product as uncharacterized. The transcript is spliced from 2 exons. Gene Ontology annotation, molecular function: rRNA small subunit aminocarboxypropyltransferase activity. Gene Ontology annotation, biological process: maturation of SSU-rRNA. The record is from RefSeq and is a predicted model, not a curated record. NCBI's taxonomy places the organism in Eukaryota, Fungi, Ascomycota, Sordariomycetes, Hypocreales, Hypocreaceae. Bases 1 to 1254 code for a protein of 417 amino acids.